Molecule: messenger RNA, 1398 nt
Organism: Didymosphaeria variabile
Lineage: Eukaryota; Fungi; Ascomycota; Dothideomycetes; Pleosporales; Didymosphaeriaceae
Gene: PEX12
Product: ubiquitin-protein ligase peroxin 12
Exons: 1
Coding region: 1-1398 (465 amino acids)
Biological process (GO): protein monoubiquitination; protein import into peroxisome matrix
Cellular component (GO): peroxisomal importomer complex; peroxisomal membrane
Molecular function (GO): protein binding; zinc ion binding; ubiquitin-protein transferase activity
Source: RefSeq, a predicted model, not a curated record
AUGGAGUUCCUCCCCAGCCUCCAGCAUGGUAUAGACGACCUCAAGCCUUCUCUCUUCGAGCUCCUCUCCGAACAACAGCUCGCGUCACUGCUUCCGCCUUCGCUCCGCUACCUCCUCGCCGUCUCCACGCAUCGAUAUCCGCGCUAUCUGCUGCCCGUGCUGAAUUCUUUCGAUGAGGUUUAUGCAUUGGUAAUGCUGCUCGUUGAGCGGCACUUCCUGCGCACAUAUGGUGGCUCAUUCACAGAGAACUUCUACGGCCUCAAGCGCGCAAAAGUCCUGCGAGUCAAAGGCGGAGAGAUUCCCCGCGCACAGCUAGGCGCGAGCGACAGCGUACGAGAUGCUGUGAGAUUGAGAGAAGGAGACAUAUGGCGGAAUCUCGCCGUCCUCGUCGGAUUGCCAUGGCUGAAGAGGAAGCUGGACGAUGGGUACGAUGUCCACGCCGCCCACUCCAACAUCCUCGGCGCUGGCUACAGUCGGGAAAGAGAUGGACUUCGACCCGGUGCAACUAUUAAAGAGCGGUUACUGUUCUACUACAAGUGGUUUCUGCGAAACAUCUACCCAAGCGUCAACGCCGCCUACUAUUUCUCGCUUAUAGUGUUCAACAUGGCGUACUUAUUCGACGGAACAAAGUACUCAUCACCUUUUUUGUGGCUGAUUGGGACGCGAAUAAGGAGACUAGGCGAGGCAGACCACAAGGCUAUCGCGCUGGCAACGCAGCCGCGAAAAGUCGCGCCGGCGCGGCCUGGAGAGGGCGGCUCUAUGUUCACGCCAAGGAAUGUUGCGCGCAGCAUCAAGCCACGCUUGUUAUCUUCGCUUAAGAUACUGCUGCCUACGAGUAUCUUCGCGCUGAAGUUUCUGGAGUGGUGGUACGCUUCAGACUUUGCGCGACAACUAUCGCAGAAGGCUGCUGAAAACAUCGAACUACCACCGCCAGUGCUUCCUAGCCUGCCACCUUCGACAAAACGAGAAACCGGUAAACAAGCAUUAACGGACGAGAAGCAGAAACCUCCAUCGUCUUCGUUAGAGAAGAGCAAACACAUUGACCCGCCAAUAUCUUCAUCCUCGCUUUUACCUAUCUUCACUGUACCAAUACCGAUCGAAUCACAUCUGUGUCCCAUUUGCGCCACCCCUAUAGUAACACCUACCGCGUCACCGACUGGUUUUGUGUACUGUUACAAAUGCAUACAUCAGUGGGUCGAAGGCUCCCAUGAACGCCAGGUGGCUUUCAUGGAGGGUGCCGCAGGCUUCAAGAUUGAGGAUGGGGAAGAGGAGGAUGAGGGCUGGGAGAGAGAAGAAGGGAGCCGAGAAGGCCGAUGGGAGAAUGGAAAAGGUCGAGACGCUGUCACGGGCAGAAAUAUGCUCGGAGGCACAGAAGCUCUCCGACGGGUCGUGGUCUGA